Molecule: messenger RNA, 630 nt
Organism: Equus caballus (horse)
Lineage: Eukaryota; Metazoa; Chordata; Mammalia; Perissodactyla; Equidae
Product: small proline-rich protein 2E
Cellular component (GO): cornified envelope
Source: RefSeq, a predicted model, not a curated record
UAAGACUCCAGAAAGAUGUCUUAUCAACAGCAGCAGUGCAAGCAGCCCUGCCAGCCCCCUCCUGUGUGCCCACCUAAGUGCCCAGAGCCGUGCCCACCCCCAAAGUGCCCAGAGCCAUGCCCACCCCCAAAAUGCCCUGAGCCGUGCCCACCCCCACAGUGCCAGCAGAAAUGCCCUCCUGUGCAACCUCCUCCACCAUGCCAGCAGAAGUGCCCACCCAAGAGCAAGUAACAGCUUCAGCAGCAUCAGGAUCUGGAAAAGAGAAGGACCAUUGGCUCGCCUGCUUCCACAGCUCCACCUUCACCUGCUCUUCUGAGCCUAUCAUGGAUACAGAAGUGGCUUUUCCAUCCUUCAGCCUGUAAAAUGCCUGUGUGACUCCUGACAGCAAAAGCCUUCCUUCCUGAGGCUGUCACACUGCUCCUCUCCGGGAGGGAGCUGAGGAAGGGCAUCCUCAGCUGUGCCAGCAUCCCAGAGCUUCAGGAGGAAGAGCAGCAGCUCUCUUCCUGGGUGCCAGCAGGGGAGGCUCUUGAUGUCUUCUGUGUCUGUCUGUCCCCUGGGCAGGGGUUUCUAUCACCUGGGCAAUUGUUUCUUUUCUUCCAUUUCCUGAAUAAAGUGACAUUUUUUUUUGUG